GAGUUUGUCAUUCCUUCAAACAGAAAAAGUGGGAUAAUAUAUGCCCCUUAAAAAUUGUUCGUUGCUCAUGCAUUUUCAAAAAUUACGAAACGUUCAUUUAUUCGAAAAAUAGUUACAAUUCGUAAUCUAACGCAUAAUGUCUACUCGAUGGUAUCCACUUUACCAGAAGGGUAAUCCUCAACUACGCGCAUUUCUACCAAAUUUUUGGCUAAAACUCGUAGAAUCUACGUUUAAGCAGCCAAAAAAUAUAAUACAAUUUCAUUGUUCCAUGGAAAUGACUAGAUUUGAUAUAAAAAAUUAUCUAGAGAGAAUAUAUAACAUAAAAACAAUUAAAAUUCGGACAAGGAUACAUGCAGGUGAAACACACAGAAGACCAGGUUACAUUGUUAAGGAGGAUGACCUUAAAAUAGCUUACGUUGUAUUGCCGAAAGGUGAGACUUUCAAGUUUCCCAAUGUCUUUGAAACUGAAGAUACCAAAAAAGAAAAAGUCGAAGAAACGGAAGAGCUAGAACAAAUGAAAAAAGGUCAACAAGAAUACUUAAAGGCGAACACUGAUAGACCCGGAUUACCAGGAUGGUACAGCAUUUAAAAUUUGUAAAAAUGAUGGGCGAUCGUAGUAGUCUGCAAGCAGGCAUUUGAGAAAUGCGGAGGCUCCGCUAGAGGAGCUCACGGACACGGCACCUACAGCUGCAGUGGUAACUGAAGUCUGGAUAAAAAAGGUCCUGAUGCCUGGCUUUAAAGCUUUAAUACUCGGCGGGACAAAAUUGCAAAAUUAUGACUCAUACACAAAAGUGUUCUUCAACAUUAUAGCUGUAAAAUGAUGUCAGCUUCAUUUUCGCCAAAAAUGUGUUCUCACUGUAAAAAAAAUAUGUGAAAAAAAUAAGUUACCUUCGACUUACACGCGAAAAAAGAGGCAUUACAUUUUUUUUAUUUAAGUAUAUUCUUUAAGGCAUGCUUUAAAAUUAUUAAUUUUGGAAAUUUAAGUGCAUUUAUUUCAUAACUGAUAGAGCUAAAAAUGUACAAAAUAAUUAUCUCAGCUCUGGAUAGACAUUUUAAACUUAAAUAUUGCUUGAAAGAAGCUUCUCGAUUCAGCGAUAUCACUUCAAGUUAGAAGGUCAAUAAAAUUAACAAUUUCCGAGUAAAAAAACUUCUGAAUAAUAUUAAUCUUAAUGAGUUUUGAUACUGGGAAAGUUGUAAUAAAAAAACGUCUUCUUAUCAUUGUCUAAUGUAGCUAUGACACUGAUGCCCUAAAUAAAGGGUUACGCUGCGCCGGCUGCUAAAAGCCACAGACGUAGACCUAAUCUACUUUUAACUGCACAUCAUACAGACCAAUCUUUAGCUCUUCAUCCAACUUUUAAAGUUUAAAAUGUAAAACUAAACAAAGCAACUUAUUUUGAUACGUGAAAAUGGUCUAUUCCUUUGAUAUGAAUGAGUCCCGCGAUAAAGUAGCGUAUGUAUGCUUGAAUUAAUUGCUUUUUAUUGAAUUAAUUUGUAUAUUUUAAUUCAAGAAUUGUACUACGUGUAUGCCGGUUUUCUACAGAAUCAUCUUUGAAAAAAUUCAGGUAUAAAAUAAAAAUCAUCUGUAGGGUCUUUUUUUCAAAAAUGCACUCUAUUACGCGCCGGCCCUGCGUGUCACAUCCUAAAUAUCACUAGAACUUUUUGGAAUUUGUGCAAACGGUCCUCCUGAAUGUGCACCCUAUUGGCUCUAAUAGCACGGGACGUUCCGCGGGAACCUUCGGAAUGUUCCAAGAUCGUAGCCUGAGCGUGUAAAAUGUCCGCCGCUUGGGAACCUUCCACUGGGACCUGUGGAGAACCUUCUAUAAUUUCGGAAAUUUUACACGCUCAGGGCACGUUCCUGGAACGUUCCGAAGGUUUCCGCGGAACGAUCCGUGCUAUUAGGGCUGUAAUAUCAUUUUUAAACAAAGACGAAUCGUGAUAAAGAAUUAUAGUCAGCUUUGGAUUUUUAUUUAUAUUAAGAAAUUUUUUAAAAACUUUUUCGUUAAUUCAAAUGGUCAUAUAUGUACAAUAAUAAAUGUUUAUAAUAUGGUUAGCUAGCUUUUACAAGCAAUUUACGUACGAAAGACUGUAUCACAAUCGCUACCUUCAGAAUAAUAAGUUACUUGUAAGAAUCAGGACAACGUAUAGGAAAAUUGUUAUAAAUACUUAUAGUUACCUAUACAUAUUUAUUUAUAUUAUGAAAGUGUGCUAAAAAGCUUCUAGUUAAUUGAAAUUUGCAUAUACAGUAGGACUCCUCGGAACGGGACGGGUCUCCACUUUCGAUCAGGCAGGGCGCAGAAACAAAUCUAGCUACACCUCCUGGUAAUGACGUAUCUUAAAUUGUACAAGGCUGUAACACUUCAGCGGCCGUUACAAGCCGGUCAAUUUUCACGCAUACAGCACCUAUCACGGUCAGUGGAAAAGUUUACGAGAGUAUUCAUUUUGAUUAACUAAUAUUAUAAUUGGAUAUUGUUUAUUGUCUUAUACAAGUAAAUUACUUUUAUAGAAAUGCAGACAACGCACAGACAAAUUGCGCUAAUAAUUAUCGUAUAUAUUUGUGACAAUGAAUAUAAAAAUACAAUGUACUUUUUACUGAACCGAUUUUUAUUUUAUUUUUAUAAUUUAAUAUAUUUUCAUUUAUUUAGUUCUCAUUUCUAUAAUCUAAUAGAUUCAAAAUAUUUAUUACGGCUCAUAUACCGUUUUUAUAUUUCGAAAUGUAAAAAUAAAUUUUCAUAGAAAUAUUAUAUCUUGCAGUGAAAAAGUUUACGAAAUGAUUAAAUUUACAAGCAGAAUGAAAUUGUCCACUUUCCGUUAUCAAUUUUACAUAACCUGUUAAAUUUCAGUCUAGUUGAGAAGUUUAUACUUUCAUGUGCAAUUUUUAACAUUCCUAUAACAGUUUCACGUCAUUGCGCGGGGUGCUUUAAAUCUUCCAUUCCACAAUCGUUAAAAUGCUUAGUGAAUAGAGUUGAAUAUAAGACUGACUAACCUGAAAUAAUACCUAGGAGCACUCUACGAUUUAUUAAUGUGCACAUAUAUGGGUUGAGAUUCAAUAUGAAAUGGAUUUCUUAAAAGAACACAACGAAUAGUAAAAAUACGAUGCACACACAGCAAU
Molecule: messenger RNA, 3109 nt
Organism: Belonocnema kinseyi
Lineage: Eukaryota; Metazoa; Arthropoda; Insecta; Hymenoptera; Cynipidae
Gene: mRpL23
Product: probable 39S ribosomal protein L23, mitochondrial
Exons: 4
Coding region: 137-589 (150 amino acids)
Biological process (GO): mitochondrial translation
Cellular component (GO): mitochondrial large ribosomal subunit; ribosome
Molecular function (GO): structural constituent of ribosome
Source: RefSeq, a predicted model, not a curated record